This is a messenger RNA of Tupaia belangeri chinensis (Chinese tree shrew), 3626 nucleotides long. RefSeq names its product vasorin (gene VASN). The transcript is spliced from 2 exons. Gene Ontology annotation, cellular component: plasma membrane. The coding region runs from base 771 to 3023 and encodes 750 amino acids. Gene Ontology annotation, molecular function: protein binding. NCBI's taxonomy places the organism in Eukaryota, Metazoa, Chordata, Mammalia, Scandentia, Tupaiidae. The record is from RefSeq and is a predicted model, not a curated record.
CUUGGCUCAGACGUGCGGGCACUGUGACGGCAGCAAGCCACUGUGCCUCAGAGUCACCGGGACGGUGACAGCCUGCUCCCGAAAUGAUGGCUGUAAGCACUGAGACCGCAGAGCUUGGGUCUGGCACGUGGGAAAGACCCGUCCCCAGUGCUGCUAUCUUUGCAGGCGCCCGGCCCAGAGAGACCCCAGGAAACGGGGCAAUGGCUCUGUGGGGCUGACUAGGCCUGGACAGCCUCGGGGCCACCUCACCUCCCAUGCAGUGAGUGAAUCACAGCUUGGAGAGGGGAUCUGAGAGGCCCUCGCCUGCCUACUCAACCCUCUCCCUGACGGGGACACCUGCCAAAGGCUCCAGCCGCCUGUGCCCCCCCUCUAGGACCUUCCGGCUGGCCACAUCCCGGCAGCCUGCAGCCCCAUCCUGGGCACGUCUGACUUCACAAGUGGAAAAACACCGCUCCCAUAGUUUCCAUGUGAAGUCUUCCUGCUGCGGUCUCUCCUCACUGGAGGGAGGGAGGGGAGGACAGGCUGUGGGGCGUGCGGCAGGGCCAGGGUCUGGGCAGCUCCUUUGCUUACACGGGCUGCCGCCUGCUGCCCCACGUCUCCCAGACACGGCAGGGAGGGGCUGUCCCUCCAGGACCCACGGUUCUCCCACCUUUCCUGCCCUCUGCACUGGAGGCAGAGUGGCCUCCCCAGGCAGAGGCGGGGGCGUGGGGUCAGGAGGAAGAAGCUGCAUGUUCUUAGUGCCCAGCGGGUGUGUGGCCCUACCCCACUGAAUGCUUGUGACACCGACAGACACCAUGACAGCAAAGUCACAGAGCGAGGGAGUGACGGGGCUGGGACAGGAACCAGACAGGGGCCCUGGGGACCUGACUCAUGGCUACUGGGUGCUUGCACACUUGGGUAGGGAGCAAGGAGUUCCCCUCUGGCCCGUCCUGGGCAGUCCUCUCAGCCCGACUCAGUCUCUGGUCUUGGCUCUUCUCUGCUCCCAGGGACGGAAGAUGAGCUCCAGGAGCGCCCUGCCACUGCCGACCCCGCUGCUGCUCCUGCUGCUAGCCCUGGGGCCCCCCGUGUGCAGCUGCCCCGCUGGCUGCCAGUGUAGCCAGCCUCAGACAGUCUUCUGCACUGCCCGCCAGGGGACCACAGUGCCCCGAGACGUGCCGCCCGACACGACGGGCCUGUACGUCUUCGAGAACGGAAUCACUACACUUGACGUGGGCAGCUUUGCCAACCUGCCAGGCCUGCAGCUCCUGGACCUGUCACAGAACCAGAUCUCCAGUCUGCCUGGCGGGGUCUUCCAGCCACUCUCUAACCUCAGCAACCUGGACCUGACAGCCAACAGGCUGCGCGAGAUCACCAACGAGACCUUCCGGGGCUUGUGGCACCUCGAGCGCCUCUACCUGGGCAAGAACCGCAUCCGCCACAUCCAGCCCGGUGCCUUCGACGCGCUGGCCCGCCUCCUGGAGCUCAAGCUGCAGGACAAUGAGCUGCGGGCACUGCCCCCACUGCAGCUGCCACGCCUGCUGCUGCUCGACCUCAGCCACAACAGCCUCCCGGCCCUGGGGCCCAGCACCCUGGACACAGCCAAUGUGGAGGCGCUGCGGCUGGCCGGCCUGGGGCUGCGGCAGCUGGACGAGGGGCUCUUUGGCCGCCUGCGCAACCUUCAUGACCUGGACGUGUCUGACAACCAGCUGGAGCGUGUGCCACCUGUGAUCCGAGGCCUGCGGGGCCUGACGCGCCUGCGAUUGGCUGGCAACACCCGCAUCGCCCAGGUGCGGCCUGAGGACCUGGCUGGCCUGGCCGCACUGCAGGAGCUGGACCUGAGCAACCUGAGUCUGCAGGCCCUGCCGAGCGACCUCGCAGGCCUCUUUCCCCGCCUGCGGCUCCUGGCGGCUGCCCGUAACCCCUUCAACUGCGUGUGCCCCUUGAGCUGGUUCAGCCCCUGGGUGCGCGAGAGCCACAUCACGCUGGCCAGCCCCGAGGAGACACGCUGCCACUUCCCACCGAAGAACGCUGGCCGGCUACUCUUGGAGCUCGACUAUGCAGACUUUGGCUGCCCAGUCACCACCACCACAGCCACGGUGCCCACCACGAGGCCAGGGGCCUGGGAGCCCACAGCCUUGCCUUCCAGCUCAGCUCCCACCUGGCUCAGCCCCACGCAGCCAACCACUGAGGUCCCCAGUCCACUGGCCACUGCCCCCCCAACCGUGGGGCCUGCCCCCCGGCCCCAGGACUGCCCAGCAUCCACCUGCCUCAAUGGGGGCACCUGCCACCUGGGGGCCUGGCACCACCUGGAAUGUGUGUGUCCUGAGGGCUUCACAGGCCUGUACUGUGAGAGCCAGGCAGGGCAGGAGACACGACCCAGCCCCACGCCGGCCACACCAAGGCCUGCCCGGCCGCUGCCCCUUGGUAUCGAGCCAGUGAGCCCCACUUCCCUGCGUGUGGGGCUGCAGCGCUACCUGCAGGACAGCCCCAUGCAGCUCAGGGGCCUCCGCCUCACCUACCGCAACUUAUCGGGUCCCGACAAGCGACUGGUGACGCUGCGGCUGCCCGUCUCCAUCGCCGAGUACACGGUCACUCAGCUGCAACCCAACGCGACCUACUCCAUCUGCGUCAUGCCCUUGGGGACUGGGCGCACAUCAGAGGGUGAGGAGGCCUGCGGGGAGGCCCGCACACCCCCAGCCAUCAGAUCCAACCACGCCCCGGUCACCCAGGCCCGUGAGGGCAACCUGCCGCUCCUCAUUGCGCCUACCCUGGCUGCAGUGCUCCUGGCUGCCCUGGCUGCAGCAGGCGCAGCCUACUGUGUGCGGCGAGGCCGGGCUGCAGCAGCAGCUGUUCACGGCAAAGGGCAGCUGGGGCCGGGGGCUGGGCCCCUCGAGCUGGAGGGAGUGAAGGCCCCCUUGGAGCCUGGCCCCAAGACAAUGGAGGGUGGUGUGGAGGCCCCACCCAGCGGGCCUGAGUGCGAGGUACCACUCAUGGGUUACCCAGGGCCCGGCCUCCAGGGACUGCCCGCCAAGCCAUACAUCUAAGCCUGGGAGCAGCAGUGCAGCCAGGGGGCCGGGCUCUUGGCCCUUCCUGCAGCCACACUGGGGAAGUUCUCAGCCUGGACGGGACGUGUGCAGGGCAGGGCUAUGUGACCACAGCCAGUCUCCGCCUCUCUCUGGACCUCGGUGUCACCUAUGAGAGGUGACCCAGGUGAUGAGCUCUGACAUUCCCAGAGCCCGAGUGCCUCCGAGAGGGUGUCUGUCCUCUGCAGCGUGCCAACCCCAGGCGCAGUGGGCCUGCUGUGUGCUGGUCACACAGGCCAGGGUCCCGCUGGGCUCCCCACCCCAAGGACACUGGGGGCAGUGAAGGAAACCCCCAGCAAGAGGAGGAGAGUGGGUGGGGAUGGGCCGAGUGGCUCCAGCCUCGGCCCCAGGAAGUGAAGGAACAAAAGAAACUGGAAAGAAAGAUGCUUUAGGAACUUGUUUUGCUUUUUGUUUGUUUGUUUUUUAAACAUAUUUAUAAGAGAUCACUUCCCAUUUGUUCUGGGAAAAUGUUUUUUAAACUCAGAGACAAGGACUUUGGUUUUUGUAAGACAAAUGAUGAUAUGAAGGUCUUUUGUAAGAAAAAUAAAAGAUAACAGGAAAUGA